AUGGCCCAGAAUCCUUUUGCUGAAACCUACGCCACUCCUCCCUCCAUGACUUCGGUCGGCCAACCCAUCGUGGGAGGACAUUCGCAGAGUAUGUUUCCAUCCUCAACAAGCGGAGAAUCUCCUAAUCCUCUCAACGUUCCUUUCCCGAAUAGUGCCCUACGAAAUCAACAUUCCUCAGUCUCAACGGAUACAUUUACAGACUCCACACGACAGGCUCUAUUAGCGAGCAUGUCGCAACCCACUGGCUUCAAUCAUCGCAAGUAUUCCCAGCCCGCGAGUGGCCUCCUCAAUAGCCGUGAGUUGUUCGCCCGCUCGAAUGGUUUCAACAGCACCGGUCAAUUACCAAGCACUUCGGAUAUGCAGCGGUACAUUUCGGCCUACAUCACCUAUUUUCACCCUCAUUCGCCCUUUCUCCACAUUCCUACCCUCAAUUUCCAGGCCCCAGAGUACACCAACAACCUGCGAACACCUAGUGGUCAUCUCAAUCUCUGUUCCACCGGCGUUGCAGGUGGCGGGGGCUGUCUGAUCCUCUCGAUGGCAGCCAUCGGUGCACUCUACGAAUACGAAACUGCCGCAUCCAAAGAUCUGUUCGAAGCUGCGAAGAAGAUGAUCCAAUUAUAUCUCGAAGAACGACGCAAGGCCGACAUGUCUGCCGCGCUAAGUCGUUCAAGUUCUCAUCGAGAUAGUUCAGUGCAUAACACUCCACUCUGGUUGGUGCAAGCGAUGCUACUCAAUGUGAUCUACGGUCACACCUGUGGUGAUAAGACUUCCGCGGAUAUCGCCAGCACACAUUGCGCUGCACUGGUUAGUUUGGCACGAGCAGCGGAGUUAACUCACCACCUGGAUCCGAAGAACCUGCCGCAGGAUCACCUCAAUGCAAAUUUCAACACAGCCGACUCAGACUCUGCCGAUAACGAUAACUGGACAUCAUCAUCCUACAACCAACCGAAGGAGAGACGCGACUGGUUAAACUGGAAAGUGGUCGAAGAACGCAAACGCACCCUUUAUGCCAUCUUCGUUCUGUCCAGCUUCCUCGUCUCCGCAUACAACCACGCACCUGCUCUGACAAACUCCGAGAUAAGGCUUGAGCUCCCCUGUGAAGAGGAUCUCUGGGCUGCCGAGUCCCCACAGGCAUGGAAGAAAAUGGGAGGACAUACGUCCUCUAUGCAGAGCGUGUCCUUCUCUUCCGCCCUCACAUCUCUUCUAACCGCCAGUCAACGAGAGCAACAACAGCAAUCAUCGAAUCUUUUCUUCAACGAGGACCCCUCAAACCCAGAAAAUCGGCCUAGUACUUUUGGCUGUCUUGUUUUAAUUUACUCUUUGCACAAUUACAUAUGGGAAACCCGCCAACGACACAUGGGUCGACAAUGGACCGCACAAGAAACCGAAGCCAUGCAAUCGCACAUCGAGCCCGCUUUACGAGCUUGGCAAGCGGCGUGGGCAGGUAACCCUGUUCACAGCCUGGAGCGACCCAAUCCCUUCGGCGCGGGUCCAUUGUCAGCAGAUAGCAUUCCCUUGUUGGAUUUAGCCUAUGUCCGAUUGUUCGUUAAUCUGGGUCGAACGAAGGAAGCCUUCUGGCAGCGUGAUUGGAAUGGCAUGGCAGACGAGCUUGCGCGAGGUACGGAAGUAUUCCACCAGGUUGACACGGCCAUGAGCGACGCGGUUGAUUCAGCAUUGGGCUCACUCGGUAAUCGUCGUGAGUCGAUCAACGACCUUGGUGUUGGUGAUCUAGCCAUCUCACAAAUCCCGACGCAAGACCAAUCCAUGCAAUCCCUUUCCAACGUGUACAAGACCGGUCAAUCCAAACGGGAAAAGCACCUUCGAAAAGCAGCUUUUUACGCCGCCGAUUCCAUCUCCAUGUCCGACCGACUUGGUAAUACAUUUGCCGAAUUCUCAUCGCGAGAACUUCCCAUCCAGUGCGCCAUGUGCGUCUUUGACUGCUCACAAGUACUGGCGGAGUGGAUCACAACCGUUCAAGAGCGCGUGGGGCCAUACCUGGGUAUCCUGGGCCGCGAGGAUGUCGACCUCACCCAGGUGCCAGGAGUAAUGCUGCUUGAGGAUGAAGAUUGCAAGCUGGUGGAUAAAAUAACGGAGAUUCUCAAUAGCAUUGAAACGAAAAUGCGGCGCCAGGUGCAGAAUAGCAAUUCCAUGUCUGCGCUUAGUGUGAUGCAACGAUUGCCUAGUGUGGUGGAAGGUGGAUACGGGUGUAAAAUAUUGAUUGCGACAGCGAGCUUAUUGGAUCGAGCUGCUGUUUGGCCAGUGACCAAAUUAAUGGCCCGCUCCCUAGAAGCUCAGGCCAUGCGGAUGAAAGAACGAGCCGAACACUCCGUUAUGAUGAACACUUAA
This is a messenger RNA of Penicillium manginii, 2346 nucleotides long. RefSeq lists its product as uncharacterized. Gene Ontology annotation, biological process: regulation of transcription by RNA polymerase II; DNA-templated transcription. Gene Ontology annotation, cellular component: chromatin. The transcript has 2 exons. The record is from RefSeq and is a predicted model, not a curated record. Bases 1 to 2346 code for a protein of 781 amino acids. Gene Ontology annotation, molecular function: zinc ion binding; DNA-binding transcription factor activity, RNA polymerase II-specific; RNA polymerase II cis-regulatory region sequence-specific DNA binding. Lineage: Eukaryota; Fungi; Ascomycota; Eurotiomycetes; Eurotiales; Aspergillaceae.